Molecule: messenger RNA, 1644 nt
Organism: Brettanomyces nanus
Lineage: Eukaryota; Fungi; Ascomycota; Pichiomycetes; Pichiales; Pichiaceae
Exons: 1
Coding region: 1-1644 (547 amino acids)
Biological process (GO): carbohydrate transport; transmembrane transport
Cellular component (GO): plasma membrane
Molecular function (GO): carbohydrate:proton symporter activity
Source: RefSeq, a predicted model, not a curated record
AUGUCUUCCUCAUCGGAAACAAAUUCUAAAUUGGAUUCCCCUUCACAAGUGCAAGAGGGAUCAAAGAAUGAUCAAUUUGUCGACCGUUCUCAGCUCAAAAAGGAGCUUGAUGAAGCUCCAGUUGCAGCUGCUGAAAUACCACAAAGUGGUUCUUCUUACUGGUUUUCUGCUAUGAUGACACUUCUUAUUUCAUUUGGAGGUUUCGUCUAUGGUUGGGAUACUGGUUCCAUUGGAGGUUUCACUAAUAUGCCUGAUUUCGUCCAGAGAUUUGGUACUUGGAGUGAAUCCGAGCAAACUUAUGUUAUGACCAAGGUCAGACAGGGAUUGGUUAUCUCUAUUUUCAGUAUUGGUUGUGCAGUUGGAAGUACUACUCUUAGUAAAGUGGGUGAUGUGUAUGGAAGAAAGAAGGGUAUCAUGCUGACUAUGGUUGUCUAUAUUGUUGGUAUUGUCAUUCAGAUUGCCUCUGUUUCUUCUUGGAUUCAAUAUUUCAUUGGAAGAAUUGUUGCCGGUCUUGCCGUUGGUUCUAUCUCGGUUUUAUGUCCGAUGUUUAUCUCCGAAACUUCUCCUAAAGCUAUUAGAGGAGCUUUGGUUUCUUCUUAUCAAUUAAUGAUUACUCUUGGUAUAUUUUUGGGUUAUUGUUGUGUCUAUGGUACUUAUCAUAGUUAUGACGGUUCUAAACAGUGGAGAAUUCCAUUGGGUCUUUGUUUCGCUUGGGCUCUUUUCUUGAUCUUCGGUAUGACUUUCAUGCCUGAAUCUCCAAGAUAUCUUGUCGAAAAGCAAAAGAUUGAGGAAGCCAAGAAGUCUAUUGCUAAGGUCAAUAAGUGUGCUGUUGAUUCUGCUUUCACAUUGCAAGAGGUCAACAAUUUGAUUGAUGGUAUUGAAACGGAAAGGUUGGCUGGAAAUGCCAGUUGGAAUGAAAUGUUUACUGGUAAGCCAAAGCUUUUCUACAGAUUAUUUGUCGGUAUCAUGUUACAGUCUUUGCAACAGCUUACCGGUGAUAAUUAUUUCUUUUAUUAUGGAACCACCAUUUUCAAGUCUGUCGGAUUGAAUGAUUCGUUCCAAACUUCUAUCAUUUUGGGUAUUGUCAAUUUCGCUUCUACUUUCCCUUCGCUUUGGAUUGUUGAUCGUUUCGGUAGAAGAAAGACUUUGCUUGGUGGAUGUUUCGGUAUGAUGAUAAGUUUGGUUAUCUAUGCUUCUCUUGGUUAUAAGAGUCUUUAUGCUGGUGAAUUUGGUGUUGAUCCAAAUAAGUCUGUCGGUGAUGCUAUGAUCUUCCUUUCCUGUUUGUUCAUUUUCUUCUUUGCAACAACUUGGGGACCAUGUGUUUUCGUUGUUGUUUCUGAGACCUAUCCAUUGAGAAUCAGAUCUAAGGGUAUGGGUCUUGCUCAAACUAGUAACUACAUCUGGGGUUUCUUGAUUGCUUUCUUUACUCCAUUUAUUAAUGGUGCUAUUCACUUUGCUUAUGGUUACGUUUUCUUCGGCUGUGUUGUCUUCGCCACCUUCUUUGUGUAUGCAUGUGUUCCUGAGACAAAGGGUUUGUCGUUGGAGGAUGUUGAUGAUCUUUACAGACACUUCACUCCUGGAAUGGCUUUCAGAAAGGAGUAUUCUUCUACUGCAGAUGAAGAGGAGAAUAAAGAGUCCAAUUAG